GGGACCUGCCCAGUUUGAUUUGACGUCUCCUGGAGAAAGGAAGUGGCUUGCUUGCAGCAGUUGAAAUUCGUAGUACGUUUGAGCGACAGGACGUGGUUGGAGUUGUUCCGCGGAAGCAACAACAGCAAUUAAAACGAAUUUGUAGCCACGCUAUGUUGCACUGGCCUGUCGCAGGAAAGCCUUUAUUGAAUAUCUCACCAAAUGUAUUGCAAGUGAAUGUAGCAGACUAGAAGUAGGAUCGUGGGCCUGAAGAAAAUGAUGUCCUCCUGGCUAAUGUACAUAUUUGUAUAUGUAUUGGUCUGUGAUGGAGUUGUAGCACAACUGGAAAAUCGGGUGGUUUUCCUGUUCAACACCUUUCAGAAUAUGAAUGUGAAUGAGAACGAGACAGUGCAGGCAGUGGUCUCCAGAAUCCCCCCUGAAGUGUCCUUUAUCACCCUCCAGUUCCACACACAGCACAGCAAUGCUACGCUGUCCUACACCAGGAUGCCAGGGCUGGGCCUCUUUCUAACAGCGGUGGACUCAGGCCUUCUCUCACCCCUGAUCCCCGGUCAGACCAAGCUCUCCUGGUUCCUGCUGGCCCCUGAUGGGGACUCUGUGGCCGGCACUGGGGUCAUCCUCCCCUACACCAGCUCUGACCCAGUCCCUGGAGCUUGUAAUCUGGAGUUUGACCUGGACAUUGACCCAAAUGUCUAUCUCCACUACAACCUUUUUGAGACUACUAUCCACUUUGCACCUGCAAAUAUUGGAUAUUCAAGGGGCUCCAAUCCGCCUGCCUGUGACACUGAAGUGGGUGAAAACACUCGCUGGCGCCUGAGGUACGACAUCUACCAGUUCUUCCUGCCUGAGAGCGACCUAUCAGAGCAGAGCCUCAUCACCAGCAUCCAGAGUGUGGCCAGUGUGCAGACCAUGAGAGAGCAUGGGGAAAGGCUCAUGACACUAUCAUCCAAUGAUAAGACAGAGGUAGUGUUUAGCUCCAUCCCGGGCCAGGGUGUUAUCUACUCUGUCAUAGUCAGAGACCCAGUGCUUAACACCUCUUCCUCGUAUAUCCCUGUCCACACCUACGCCUGCAGCUUCUCCUCCACCCUGGAUGGCUGUGACACUCUGGGGAAGAUAUCCGCAAGGAUCUUCUUCACCAUCGCUGGUUUAGCUGGCCUCUUCGUGUGCUUCUUUGGUCACUGCUUCUUCAAAUGUGAGCUAUUCUGUAUGGGCUUUGUCUUUGCAGCGUUUCUUUUUUUUGUCCUGAUCACAAGAACUACAAAACUGGACUAUGACAUCCGCCUGACCCUGACAGCAGUGAUUGGCGUAGUGGGGGGAGUUAUCCUGGUGAUGAGCUGGUGGCGCUUCGGCUCAGUUAUGUCCUGUGUCGUCGUCGUCGGUCUCAUGCUGGGGUUCCUCAUCUCCUCCAUUGUCUUCUUCACGCCUGUCGGUGACAUACAGGUGUUCCGUUCGAAUGUGGUGUUCUGGGUGACGUUCAGCUGCAUCGUGGUGGUGGUACCGCUCUUCUUUGUCCGCUGGCCAAGAGAGGGUAACAUCACUACGUGUGGUGUAGCUGGAGCCUAUGCUGUGGUGCUGACUGUGAAUGCUUACAUCUAUACCAGCCUAUCCUACAUCACUCUUAACAUUCUCAAACGCUUCCUCAACGACAACUUUAGCAAGGCCUUUACUGAUGUGCCUUUCCAGGACAUUGAUUUCAUCAUGAUCACAGUGUGGGUGGUUCUGGGUGUGUCUGGUAUCGUGCUACAGCUCUACCGGGAACGCACACGGCCCUUCUUCCCCCCCAGCCCUUACCUCAUGUGGCUGCAAGAGCGGGAGCGCCGCAAGACCAAUGUUCUCGACCCAAGCCACCACACGUCCUCAAUCCCUUCCCGUCUCCUCGCCCGUGCCCGACAGUUGACUGGCAGGAGAGAGUCCGCUGGCGAGCGCACACCCCUCCUCCUUUAAACCCACCCACUCAACUUAGACCCAUUUUACCCAGCCAGGUAGACAGAUUCACCCCACUAGGAGGGUGCUAUGGGGUAUGGGCUCUCUAUCUACAGGGAAGCACCAUUGCGUUUGGAGUCUUUCUAUUCCAGGUUAUGGAUGUUUUGAUUCCAUUGAUGAUGGUAACAGUUCAUUAAGGUAUUAUUUAUAUAUGCUGUGGGAGGAACUUUGCCAUAAAGUGCACACAGAAUUUUCAAAGCAUUAUUUUUGAGCAUGAUUUGUUUCACUUCCUCAGUCUUGUGGUAUUUGGAAGCAUUUUCUUAGAGGGUACUGAGGAAGCUGUUACCGCUGCCACUUAAUAUUGUACCAAAAUAGUUGGGCACCAUCUCUCCUAGUACAUCACAGUUCCUUUAAACAACAAGGGUUACAGCAUACCGGUAUGGGCAACAUAUGUGUUUUAAUAGCACUGAAUAGCACAAGAAAAAUUUUGGAACAGUAAGAUGGAGACGCAUCAUGCAGCCAGUCAUUUUGAGGGGGCUUUGACAGCAACUUUUGGUAGGUGGGUAUUCAUUUUAGUGUAAAAGUAAGUAUACUUUGUUUAUCUUAACUUCUUCUGGCUGCAAGCCCGAGGCCGCCCACAAUAUGACAACAGCCACUUCAAGUGCAGGGCGCGAAAUUCAAAAUAUAUUUUUUUGAAAUAUUUAACUUUCACACAUUAACAAGUCCAAUACAGCAAAUGAAAGGUACACAUCUUGUGAAUCCAGCCAACAUGUCCAUUUUACAGCGAAAACAGCGCGUAUAUUUAUGUUAGCUCACCACCAAAUACAAAAAAGGACAGACAUUUUUCACAGCACAGGUAGCAUGCACAAAGCCAACCUAACUAACCAAGAACCAACCAAACUAACCAACAAACAACUUCAUCAGAUGACAGUCUUAUAACAUGUUAUUCAAUAAAUCUGUUUUGUUUGAAAAAUUUGCAUAUUUCAGGUAUAAAUCAUAGCUUACAUUGCAGCUACAAUCAGAAAUUGCACCGAAAGCAGACAGAAUAAUUACAGACACCAAUGCCAAAUACCUAAAUACUCAUCAUAAAACAUUUCUGAAAAAUACAUAGUGUACAGCAAAUGAAAGACAGGCAUAUUGUGAUUCCAGCCAAUAAUUCCGAUUUAUUAAGUGUUUUACAGCGAAAACACAAUAUAGCGUUAUAUUAGCUUACCACAAUAGCCAGAAACACAAGCCAUUCCCCAGCAGUAAAAGUUAGCGAUCGUGACAAACCAGUAAAAGAUAUAGAAUUUUUGACUAACCUUGAUAUUCUUCAUCAGAUGACAGUCCUAUAACAUCAGGUUAUACAUACACUUAUGUUUUGUUCGAAAAUUUGCAUAUUUAGAGCUGAAAUCAGUGGUUAUACAUUGUGCUAAGGUAGCAUCUUUUUCCCACAACGUCCGGAUAUUUUUCUGACACACAUAUUCUGACCAAAUAGUUAUUCAUAAACAUAACUAAAAAAGACAUGUUGUAUAGGAAAUGAUAGAUCCAUUAGUUCUUAAUGAAAUCGCCGUGUUGGAAUUCUAAAAAUAACUUCAUUACGACAUACAGCUUCGGUAUAGCUAGAGUACCCAAAAGCUAGGCGCCAACAACUAGUUCACAUGUACGACAGAUAUAUGAAAUAGCGUCAUAAAAUGUUUCCUACUUUUGCUGAUCUUCCAUCAGAAUGUUGUACAAGGCGUUCUUUGUCAAGAACAAUCGUUGUUUGGAUUUAGAACGGCCUCUUUCCCUCUCGAUUUAGCAAGCACACUAGCCAAGUGGCACGAAUCUCUCCAUGUCAACAAACGGAAGAGAACGGAACACGGCAAAACUCGCGAAAAAAUUGCAAUAAUCUGAUUAAACUAUAUUGAAAAAGCAUACUUUACGAUGAUAUGGUCACACGUAUCGAAUAAAAUCAAAACUGGAGAUAGUAGUCGCCUAUAACGAAAGCUUUUCAUAAGGCAAAUCCAGGUCCCUCCUCGCGCCUUCCUGAAAACAGGAAAUGGGUGACACGUCAUUCCAAGAGCUGUUAUUCCACUUCAGACCAAGAUAAACACCCCAUUUCUUCUCUCACCGCCUCUUGACAUCCAGGGGAAGGUGUAUGACGUGCAUUUAUACUAAUACGUAUCAUGCCCAUUUAUAGGCAGGACCUAGAAGAGAGCAUAGUUUUCAGACUUUCCACUUCCUGGUCAGGAAGUUUGUGCCAAAGGAGUUCUGUUUUACUCACAGAUAUAAUUCAAACGGUUUUAGAAACUAGAGAGUGUUUUCUAUCCAAUAGUAAUAAUAAUAUGCAUAUUGUACGAGCAAGAAUUGAGUACGAGGCCGUUUGAAAUGGGCACCUUUUAUCUGGCUACUCAAUACUGCCCCUGCAGCCUAAACAUGUUAAUACCACUCAAUGAAAUUGGAGGGCAUAUGUCCCCCCAGUUUUAAUGGGUAUGACACCACUGUCAGGGAGUUCUGGGUAUGCCCAUUUAGGCUCCAAUGGCUGUAAAUUGUUUUUAAUGUUUUGUCAACAUUUUCAUAUGCAAACUGUCACUUUUACACCAUGUUUUGUAAAACUAUUUAGAGGCCACUUUUUUUUCUCUUUGCUUUUUACAAAUAUAAACAAUUACAUUUUUAAUUAAUAUGAGAGCUGUUAUAUUGAAAUAGGCAUGUGUUUAGGGGACCCUUUUUGUGAAACGUAGUUGUUGAAUCAAACACUAUUAGUGGUAUGGGUGGGAACUUGCAGCCUAAAAUGUAUCCUCUUGAUUUCAUGGACAUGUUUGAUAGCACUCUAAAAUCAUAAACCACAAGUGGUAGGUGUAGGUGGAUCCUGAGCACUGAUGUUUAUAGGAAAUGGUGAUAUAGCCAAGCCCUUCAGUAUUUCCUGAAGUGUUAAGCAGUAGCAGGAAGAGCAAACGACAAGUGCCACAGCCUCUAUUGCUCUGUCAGGUGGCCUAACGCUUCAUUAAAGUGGGCUUGCUGCUUAUGUUCUCUAUUGCCAGCUUUUGUUUGGUAAAGCAUUUGUGUUUCCCCUAUGACUUUUUUUUAGCAGUGGUGCAAGGGUAGCUGGGUGGGUGCAUUGCUAGUAUUGUAAGCACAAUGUCCUGCCAGCUGUUCCCAUAGACCUCCAAUCAUUUGAGCCAAUGACUAUUCCUUUAAAAGCACGCCUCUGCAAUUUAUUGCAGUGGUGGACCACCGCUAAAUGAACCUAGGGGAAACACUGAUUUUAAGGGAGUCCAAUAUGUGUCUUCUGAGACUUUUCUUUAGGUUCUUUGUCUCAUUACCCACUCAGUAUGAAAAGCUGGCUUGAGGCAUUAAUGAUGUGUACAGGAGUUUGCCUGCAGUCACAUGACAUGGAUUAUUAAUGCAUUCCAUGACCAAUGUCAGUUUUUCCUCCAGAUGUAAUAUUGAAGCUUGAUUAAGUGGAUCAUUUAAGAGAUUAUUUUUCCUCUUGUGCAAAACAAGGUAUCCUCAGAUGCAGUGUAAUAUCCCACCAGUGAUUUUGUAAAUCCUCGCCAUUUGCACACGAUAGGAUGUUGAAUUAAAAUUUGAUAGGAAAUGAAUUGAUCUUUUAUGAUUAUCACCUGACAGGAUUCAGAUUAGGAAUAGUGUCAAGGAUGAAAGAUUGAAAUGCAAGUAGAAAUGGCCAUUUCUACUUUUCUCAGUCUCCAAACCAAAACGCACAGGGGUGUGAGGCCGACAUUGUAAAGUUAUAGCCAUACUGUUGAAAUGCCUCACUAGGAAAUGCUUCUAUGCACUAAGAUUACUGAUGAAGCUUUCUUAAAAGUUAAGGUUGCCUUCCAGUAUUUUUCACUGCAGCUGUUAGGUACUUACCGUGUCAUGUUUUAAAAUGGGCUGUUUGUCUGUGUUUCUGUUUUGUGUGAGAAAUGAUUUGAUAAAUUGUUUUUCCUAAAAAUCA
Molecule: messenger RNA, 5839 nt
Organism: Salvelinus fontinalis (brook trout)
Lineage: Eukaryota; Metazoa; Chordata; Actinopteri; Salmoniformes; Salmonidae
Product: transmembrane 7 superfamily member 3-like
Exons: 12
Coding region: 256-1941 (561 amino acids)
Source: RefSeq, a predicted model, not a curated record